Sardina pilchardus (European sardine) is the source of this 1740-nucleotide messenger RNA. RefSeq names its product heat shock protein, alpha-crystallin-related, 1 (gene hspb1). Gene Ontology annotation, biological process: response to heat; protein refolding; negative regulation of apoptotic process. NCBI's taxonomy places the organism in Eukaryota, Metazoa, Chordata, Actinopteri, Clupeiformes, Clupeidae. The record is from RefSeq and is a predicted model, not a curated record. Gene Ontology annotation, cellular component: cytoplasm; nucleus. Bases 47 to 697 code for a protein of 216 amino acids. The transcript is spliced from 3 exons.
UUCUUCCUCCAACUUCUUCUUCUCCUCCGAGCAGUUCACAGGCGACAUGGAGAGGCGCAUUCCGUUCAGCUUCCUCCGCACCCCCAGCUGGGACCCCUUCCGCGACUGGUACCAGGGCAGCCGUCUGUUCGACCAGUCCUUCGGCAUGCCCUCCAUGCCCGAGGAGUUCAACCCCUUCCCCAGCACCCACUGGCCCGGCUACAUCCGCCAGGGGCUGCCCGCCGCCGCCGGCCCUGGAGACAUGGCCUCCCCAAUGAUGGCCUCCCCGAUGAUGGCCUCCCCGAUGAUGCCCAGCCAGGUGCCCAUGAUGCCGCCAGUCUCACCGGUCUACGCCCGCGCCCUCUCCCGACAGCUGAGCACCGGCAUGUCCGAGAUCAAACAGACGGCGGACAGCUGGAAGGUCAGCCUGGACGUCAACCACUUCUCCCCCGAGGAGAUCGUGGUGAAGACCAAAGACGGCGUGGUCGAGAUCACAGGAAAGCACGAGGAGAGGAGAGACGAGCACGGCUACAUUUCUAGAUGCUUCACAAGGAAAUACACACUGCCCCCUGGUGCUGACCUGGAGAAGAUCUCGUCCUGCCUGUCGCCCGAGGGCGUGCUGACCGUGGAGGCCCCCCUGCCCAAACCCGCCAUCCAGGGCUCCGAGAUCACCAUCCCCGUCAACGUGGAGCAUGGCAGCGUGGUCAAGAAAGAGUAGAACCAACCCAGACAUGUGACCACCCUGCAUCCCCUCACUCCAUACACACACACACACACACACACACACACACACACACAUACUUGACCUGCACAAACACACACACAAAUCUAACUUGCACACACACACACACACACACACACAUACUUGACUUGCACACACACACACACACACACACACACACACAGCCAUAAUCCCAUAAGCAGAAGGGAUGGUUUACAGCACUGGUGCGUGGUGCAGAGACAGAUAUACGUUUACAGUAUUGAUUCUGGGGAGGAGCAGAGACCUGAGCUCCACUUCCUCUGACUGGAUGUCCCACCAGUGCAGUCCGCAGAGCCUUUAUGGGGGAGAGGAGGCUGGUGGCGGAGGCUGUGUGUGUGUGUGUAUGUGUGUGUGUGUGUGUGAGUGAGUGUGUGUUUGUGUCAGAUCCCUCAUCUCUGCAUGUCUCUUGUUUAAUGAUCCAACCCAGGCUGGGAUCCCAGAGUACACACACACACACACACACACACACACACACACACACACAUAUCUGCCCCCAGCACCAUAUGGCUGCCACUGCAAUAAUUACACACUUCAUUUGAAUGAAGACAAACACACACACACACACACACAGAUGCACACACAGACACACAAACACACACACACACACACACACACACACCUUGAUCCAUCAUUUGCGCUAUUAAAUCUGCAAUUGCAGGCGCUUAAACAGCUGUGGGUUUUCUGAGCACUGCCCCCAACGCCGUCCACACACUGACCAUCCCCGCUGUCCUCACGCUGCCCCCAUCUCCGUGCUCCAGCUCUGUGAAGACGCUCAGAAAUAGCCACAGACUCCUCAACACCACUCCGACAGCCGCCACAGCCCUGGCCUCUAAAACUGUCCAAGACUGGUUCUUCCUUAAGAAACGUAUCUCUCGGAGAUAUCAUUUUACAGAUUUGUCCAUUUCUUCUCUGAGCGGAAAUGUUACUUUUUCAUCUAAUGUUGCGUUUGGAAAAAAAAAGCUUGUUGCAUGCAUAUGGAGAAUAAACUUUUCCACACAACA